AAAACAAUGAAAAGCUUCCACCUUUAUAACUCUCUCCUUCCGGUUCUCUUCUUUAGCAGCCUCUUGAGACCGCGGUUGCUUUCUCGUGUGUUGUUUUCAUCUUGUUCUUGCUGUUUUUGAGAAUCCACUGAAGGUUGCAUAGAUUCAAAGAAGCUUAGGCAUAGCAGACAAGAUAAUGGUUGCAGCUAGUGAUAAAAGGUGCGCGGAUGAAAUUCAGGAAGAUUCAAAAUCUCCGAAAGGACCAAAUAAUGAUGGAAGCAAUGGUGAGAUCCCGUUUUAUGUUCGAACAUCUCAGAGAGGAUUGCUUAGUGAGAAAAAAAUCCAGACAAGUAAAUUUAAGAACAUUGCCACAGCCUUCAGUGGUAGAGCUAAACAUAUGAAAUUUGGAUCUCAGGGUAAGCAAUCUCCCCCUUCUUCCAAGUUCCAGCGGGUUGCCAAUGAAAGAGAUGAGAUAUCAUUUUCAGUUUCAGUUUCUUCUCCUGCCAAUGGAAGUUCUUCUAAGAAUUUUCAUGUGCCUUUUUUUAAGAAAAUUGAUUGGGCUUCACUGUGGGUAUUAUGCAAAGAAUGGAUAAGAAAUCCUUUUAACAUGGCACUCUUUGUUUGGGUGACUUUUGUUGCCAUUUCUGGGGCUAUCUUAUUCCUCGUCAUGACUGGAAUGUUGAAUGGUGUUUUGACAAAGAAAUCACAAAGAGACACCUGGUUUGAAGUUAACAACCAAAUCUUGAAUGCGUUGUUUACUCUUAUGUGCCUCUAUCAACAUCCCAAGCGAUUUCAUCAUCUUGUGCUUUUGUGCCGAUGGAGACCGGAAGAUAUCUUAAGGCUCAGGAAAAUUUACUGCAAAAAUGGAACAUACAAGCCUAACGAGCGGAUGCAUAUGAUGAUUGUGUUGUUCUUUCUCCACCUGAAUUGUUUUGCUCAGUACGCUCUGUGUGGUCUUAACUUGGGAUAUCCCCGAUCUAAGCGUCCUGCAGUUGGAGUUGGACUAUGUGUUUCAGUCUCUAUGGCUUCUCCGGCUAUUGCAAGUGUGUAUAAUAUUCUUUGUCCUCUAGGGAGGGAUUAUGAGGUUGAAAUUGAUCAAGAAGCUCAGGAUCAGACCUCUGUUGGUGGUAGUCGUAGUAAACGAAGUCAUACUCACUCUCCUUCAGUCGUAAAGAAGUACUCUUUCAUGUCAAGGGAAGACAACAGAAUUGCAGAAAGUAAUCCUCAAUGGGUAGGAGGCUUGUUUGAUUUGUGGGACGAUAUUUCUCUUGCCUACCUUUCUUUGUUCUGCAGCUGCUGUGUCUUCGGAUGGAAUAUGGAUAGACUCGGAUUUGGGAACAUGUAUGUGCACAUUGUGACAUUCCUCCUGUUCUGCUUGGCUCCUUUCUUUAUCUUCAAUUUGGCUGCCGUCAAUAUCGAUGAUGAGGGUGUUAGGGAGGCACUGGGAAUUUCUGGCUUUAUACUUUGUAUUUUUGGUCUGCUCUAUGGUGGAUUUUGGAGGAUUCAAAUGAGAAAGAGAUAUAACCUCCCUGGAAAUGAUUUCUGUUGUGGCAAACCUGCUGUGACGGAUUGCUUCCAGUGGCUUUGUUGUUGCCCAUGUUCACUUGCUCAAGAGGUGAGGACAGCGGACUAUUAUGAUGUCGCAGAAAAUAAAUUUUACUUGAAGCAAACUUGGGAUGAUGCGCAACUUAUGUUGUCUCCAUUACCUCGUGAAGAUGGAUCUGCUUUGUUCAAGUCAGGACCGAGUUCUCCUUUCCACAGCAAUGCUAGUCAAUUUAUGUUUAAAACAAAUAAUACAGCAUCUCCAAAUAGAUCAAUGGGCGGGUAUAUAUCUGACGGUCAUUUGCCCGUUGUUGAGGAACAUCCGUCGGCGGCUGUGGGGGACAAAGAUCAUACAAUGAAGCCACCAGUGUUGUCUGUUAUACGAAAGGAAGACAACCUCUCACCAUAGAUUUUGCAGAUUGUUUUCUGGUUACAUAUGAAUGUCUCUUAGAUUUUUACUGAUUAACAUAUAUUCAUAUUCUUUAUUCAGUUUUUCGAUGAAUGAUCUUCUGGGCUUUGUUGAUUGUUUUCUGGUUACAUAGAUCUAAUCUUUAUGUCAAUACAAGAUCUUGUAGCUGACAUGCAUUUCAGUAAUGUUUGUGUUCUUGUCUUUAUGGUUUCUGUUAAGUUCAUUGGUUUUGUAUGGCAAUGAAUGUUGAUAAAAACUUUCUCGUCUUACUCUGUUCAAAAAAGAUAAAGAUUAUGCUCUGCAUGACACUUAGGAAAUGAGUAUAGGUGUUUGAAAAAGGGGAUAUAUUUUUCACCAAAUUGAUACCAUGUUGUAUUGAAGAACUGGCUUUAAAUGAGAAUGGUUAUUUGUUUCAUACUGUUCUUUCAAUGAAGUUUGGUGUUGAAAUUUGGAAGGAUUGACAAUUUCAUCAGACAUGUGAAUUACAUCUGUAUCAAGACUUAUCCUGCUAAA
Molecule: messenger RNA, 2443 nt
Organism: Dioscorea cayenensis subsp. rotundata (Guinea yam)
Lineage: Eukaryota; Viridiplantae; Streptophyta; Magnoliopsida; Dioscoreales; Dioscoreaceae
Exons: 2
Coding region: 176-1930 (584 amino acids)
Biological process (GO): sesquiterpene biosynthetic process
Molecular function (GO): cyclase activity
Source: RefSeq, a predicted model, not a curated record